Rhinopithecus roxellana (golden snub-nosed monkey) is the source of this 3061-nucleotide messenger RNA. It is a transcript of the gene PLA2G4E, whose product is annotated as phospholipase A2 group IVE. Bases 1 to 2523 code for a protein of 840 amino acids. The transcript is spliced from 20 exons. Gene Ontology annotation, cellular component: cytosol. Lineage: Eukaryota; Metazoa; Chordata; Mammalia; Primates; Cercopithecidae. Gene Ontology annotation, molecular function: calcium ion binding; calcium-dependent phospholipid binding. The record is from RefSeq and is a predicted model, not a curated record. Gene Ontology annotation, biological process: glycerophospholipid catabolic process.
AUGCUCCUGAGGCAGAUGCCUGCCUCGGUCUCCCACUCCCUGCCAGACCCAUGCCAAGCAGAAGACAGCAGGCCCUCGGCCACCUGUGCCUUGAAGGAGGGGCUGUCUCCAUGCCACCUAUUGACAGUGCGGGUCAUCCGGAUGAAAAAUGUCCGGCAGGCUGAUAGGCUGAGCCAGACAGACUGUUUUGUGAGCCUCUGGCUGCCCACCGCCUCUCAGAAGAAGCUGAGGACAAGGACCAUCUCCAACUGCCCAAACCCAGAGUGGAAUGAAAGCUUCAGUUUCCAGAUCCAGAGCCAAGUGAAGAACGUGCUAGAGUUGAGUGUCUGUGAUGAAGACACAGUGACACCAGAUGACCAUCUCCUGACAGUUCUCUAUGACCUCACCAAGCUCUGUUUCCAAAAGAAAACCCACGUGAAGUUUCCACUCAACCCGCAGGGCAUGGAAGAGCUGGAGGUGGAGUUCCUGCUGGAGGAGAGUCCCUCUCCACCUGAGACCCUCGUCACCAAUGGCGUGCUGGUGUCUCGACAAGUCUCCUGCCUGGAGGUUCAUGCACAAUCCAGGAGGCGGAGGAAGAGGGAGAAAAUGAAGGACCUUCUGGUGAUGGUGAGCGAGUCCUUUCAGAACACCCAGCGUGUCCGGCCUUGCUUGGAACCCUGCUGUCCAACCUCUGCCUGCUUCCACACCUCUGCCUGCUUCCACUACCCCAAGUACUUCCAGUCCCAGGUGCACGUGGAAGUGCCCAAGAGUCACUGGAGCUGUGGGCUUUGCUGCUGCGGCUCUCACAAGAACGGCCCCAUCAGCCAGCCCCUCGACUGCCUUUCCGAUGGUCAGGUGAUGACCCUGCCUGUGGGCGAGAGUUAUGAAUUACACAUGAAGUCUACACCCUGCCCUGAGAUGCCGGACGUGCGGCUGGGCUUCAGCCUGUGCCCAGCAGAGCUGGAGUUUCUGCAGAAGCGGAAGGUGGUGGUGGCCAAGGCCCUGAAGCAGGUGCUGCAGUUGGAGGAGGACCUACAGGAGGAUGAGGUGCCGCUGAUAGCCAUCAUGGCCACUGGGGGUGGAACAAGAUCCAUGACCUCCAUGUAUGGCCACCUGCUGGGGCUACAGAAGCUGAACCUCCUGGACUGUGCCAGCUACAUCACUGGCCUGUCGGGGGCCACCUGGACCAUGGCUACUUUGUACCGGGACCCUGACUGGUCCUCCAAAAACCUGGAGCCUGCUAUCUUUGAGGCCCGGAGACACGUGGUAAAGGACAAGCUACCCUCCUUGUUCCCAGACCAGCUCCUCAAAUUCCGGGAGGAGCUCCGGCAGCGCAGCCAGGAAGGCUACAGGGUCACCUUUACAGACUUCUGGGGCCUGCUGAUAGAGACCUGCCUGGGGGACGAGAGAAAUGAAUGCAAACUGUCAGAUCAGCGUGCUGCUUUGAGCUGUGGCCAGAACCCCCUGCCCAUCUACCUCACCAUCAAUGUCAAGGAUGAUGUAAGCAACCAGGACUUCAGAGAGUGGUUCGAGUUCUCCCCCUACGAGGUGGGUCUGCAGAAGUAUGGGGCCUUCAUCCCUUCUGAGCUCUUCGGCUCCGAGUUCUUCAUGGGGCGGCUAGUGAAGAGGAUCCCGGAGUCCCGAAUCUGCUACAUGCUAGGCCUGUGGAGCAGCAUCUUCUCCUUGAACCUGCUGGAUGCCUGGAACCUGUCACACACCUCAGAAGAGUUUUUCCACAGGUGGACAAGGGAGAAAGUGCAGGACAUCGAAGACGAGCCAAUCCUGCCCGAAAUCCCCAAAUGUGAUGCUAACAUCCUGGAGACCACGGUAGUGAUCCCAGGGUCAUGGCUGUCCAACUCUUUCCGAGAAAUCCUUACCCAUCGGUCCUUCGUGUCUGAGUUUCACAACUUCCUGUCUGGGCUGCAGCUGCACACCAACUACCUCCAGAAUGGCCAGUUCUCUAGGUGGAAAGACACAGUGCUGGAUGGUUUCCCAAACCAGCUGACCGAGUCCGCAAACCACCUGUGCCUGCUGGACACUGCGUUCUUUGUCAACUCCAGCUACCCGCCCCUCCUCAGGCCAGAGCGAAAAGUCGACCUCAUCAUCCACCUCAACUACUGUGCUGGGUCCCAGACAAAGCCCCUGAAACAAACUUGUGAGUACUGCACUGUGCAGAACAUCCCCUUCCCCAAAUACGAGCUGCCAGAUGAGAAUGAAAAUCUCAAGGAAUGCUACCUGAUGGAGAACCCCCAGGAACCCGAUGCCCCCAUCGUGACUUUCUUCCCACUCAUCAAUGACACUUUCCAAAAAUACAAGGCACCAGGUGUAGAGCGAAGCCCUGAGGAGCUGGAGCAGGGCCAGGUGGACAUUUAUGGUCCCAAAACUCCAUAUGCCACCAAGGAGCUGACGUACACAGAGGCCACCUUCGACAAGCUGGUGAAACUCUCAGAGUACAACAUCCUGAAUAAUCAGGACACUCUCCUCCAGGCUCUGCGGCUCGCAGUGGAGAAGAAGAAGCGCCUGAAGGGCCAGUGUCCCUCCUAGGCCCCAGGGAGUCUCCCCUAUUCUGUGUCAGCUUCUACCGUCAGAGGCACAGGACCCAUCAGGGCUGACCAGGUUACUACGCAGCCAGCUCUGCUCUCUGGCAAUGGGUGUGAGCAGGUUGGCCUGGGCUUUCUAAUGAAAAAUAAAAAUGUUUAAAAGUUAAGAAAGUCACAGAGACAGACAGAGAGAGAGAGAGAGAGAGAGAGAGAGAGAGAGAGAGAGAAGCCCUGUUGGGGUUUUAUACCCACUAGAGUUUCUCUAAGUGUUUCCCUAUAGAGAAGGUGGUCUCAUAGCCACAGGCUGCUAGAUGUCUGUGGAGAGGAAAAGCCUGAGGAAGAGGCUGGGCCCCUAGAAACCUCGACUCAGAGGCAGAGCCCAGGGCUGGCAGCCCUCCUCUCUUUGCCCCCCACUUCAUGUGGCAGGCCUAGAGAAAUGCACAGGAGGACCUGAGGGCACUCUGCAUUUCCCUGGAAAAACACUCUAAAAUUUAAGGUGGUUCUAGUCUUGUGAUUUUUGUUUAUUUUUUAGACGGAGUCUC